AUGACUGACGUCUCGCGCUAUCUUCACUUUGGCCGAUUCUCUCUGUCCGCGACUGGGGUCAUCGUUCUCAGCUACUUCGUCCUCUACGUCCUUUCCCUCCGGUACUACCAUGGCGUUAGCUAUCGUGAUCCGACCUCGUAUUUUUUCGACGCCGACCGCGCCUACGAGCGACAUUAUUCGGCGAAACGAGUUGCGGAGGCGGAAUCAUUUCUGAGCGCGGCUGGCGAUGUAGCGCCUCCUUCAAGGGUACCGGGCCAGCAGCCGUCCUUGUGUAUGGGCAUUGUGUCGGUCAAGCGGAGGGGAGAUCAGUACGUUGGCUUGACGGUGGCGUCGCUCCUGGAUGGACUGAAUGAGUGGGAGAGGAGCAAGAUCCUUCUGUACCUCCGUAUCGGGAAUACGGACCCAAAAGUCCACCCUAUAUAUUCGGAGAAAUGGGUAGAAACGCUGCCCGAUCGGCUGUUGACGUACUCGCCAGACGACCCCGAUUUUGAACAACUCAAAGAAUGGGAGGAGGGGGGAUGGUAUCGGAACAAGACGAUCUACGACUUUACGACGCUGAUGAAAGAAUGUUAUGAAAGCGGCGCCAGUUACGUCGCAAUGCUUGAAGACGAUACCCUGGCAGUCAAGGGCUGGUUCCCAUCUGCCAUGCGUGCCCUUGAUACAGUCCAGUCGCGGACUGCGGGCCGAGACUGGAUCUACUUGCGUCUCUUUUAUAUAGAUGGCCUGCUAGGCUGGAACGGCGAAGAGUGGCCGAAAUAUCUAACCUGGUCGUUCAUUGUCUGGGCGUCCAUUACUGGAGCCAUGGUCGCUUCUAAGAGAGCGUUUAAAACAGAGCUCAGGUCCAUCCCGAUGAGCGCUAUCUGGCUCACAUCGACCGUAUUUAUCCCGGCCGCCAUCGUCCUCCAUUUCCUGGCCGGCCGGCAGACAAUGUGGCCCAUACCGCCCGGUGUCCACGAGAUGAAUAAGUACGGCUGUUGUUCGCAGGGCCUUGUUUUCCCGCGGGCUAUCAUACCGCCGUUUCUCGAGCACACGGACCUAACGACGGACUGGUUGGUUGACAUGAUGGUUGAGAAGAUUGCAGAUAGCCAGGGGUGGAGCCGGUGGGCUGUUGUUCCUCCACUGUUGCAGCACAUUGGGGCCACGAGCUCCAAGGGAUACGGAUUCGAUAACUCGGCCAGUACGAUCUGGAAUUUUCGGUUUGAGGAGUAUGAUGUUUAG
Molecule: messenger RNA, 1218 nt
Organism: Aspergillus nidulans FGSC A4
Lineage: Eukaryota; Fungi; Ascomycota; Eurotiomycetes; Eurotiales; Aspergillaceae
Exons: 1
Coding region: 1-1218 (405 amino acids)
Biological process (GO): GPI anchor biosynthetic process
Cellular component (GO): Golgi membrane
Molecular function (GO): glycosyltransferase activity
Source: RefSeq, a predicted model, not a curated record